Molecule: messenger RNA, 738 nt
Organism: Daldinia childiae
Lineage: Eukaryota; Fungi; Ascomycota; Sordariomycetes; Xylariales; Hypoxylaceae
Exons: 5
Coding region: 1-738 (245 amino acids)
Source: RefSeq, a predicted model, not a curated record
AUGGCAAACCCAGGACAAUUACCACCGACGACGUCUGAUCUAAUUGAUGCUUCGGACUGGGACACGGCACUAGUCAUAACCGAUGAAUGGAUGAAGAAAAUCGUUCCGGAGAGGCGGCAUAGCGGAUGGGAAGCAGUAGAAAGACAAUGGGUCGGAAAUAAGCAAUCGCAGCAGUCAACAGAUUCAAGGCCAUCCAGGGAACUUACGAGGAAAGAGUAUGAAGCUAUAGAAAGGUUUCCAUAUCCGCAGAGGGCCCUUCCAACUCCACAACUAGAAUUUGACUUCCGAAUGAGAGUUAUUCUGAAUCCACAGUCUGCUUCAGUUGCCGUGAAUGAUGGGUUUAAGAAGUGGUCAACAUUCUCCGACGGUAGCUGGUCGGGCCGUUUUGGAUACGGUCUUGUUGUGAAUGGAGGGCAAGAGAGUCAAGACAUGAUCCAUGGAAAAACGGCAGCAACUUCGGUAGAAGGUAUGCAUCGGCUGCAGACUGGGGACGAAGUGCCAGCAUACAUCGAAUGCAAAACGCGAGGAAAUAUGACCGGACCUCCGGAGCUAGUCAAGGCGCUUCAGGACCCAGAGGCAUCGGUAUCGGUAGACCCAAGAUCGUGUCUGUUCAGGGUGUUCGUCACCAUGAAGACUACGGAUGAUCGAUAUGCAGAGAAACUAAACGCUGGGAUGUGGAUCGGAAGUUGCCUUUGGAAAGGGUUAGAAAUCAUAUAUGACGCAUACCGAGUGAAUUAG